Molecule: messenger RNA, 1908 nt
Organism: Suillus discolor
Lineage: Eukaryota; Fungi; Basidiomycota; Agaricomycetes; Boletales; Suillaceae
Exons: 1
Coding region: 1-1908 (635 amino acids)
Biological process (GO): mRNA catabolic process
Cellular component (GO): exosome (RNase complex); P-body
Molecular function (GO): RNA binding; 3'-5'-RNA exonuclease activity
Source: RefSeq, a predicted model, not a curated record
AUGAACGGUCGCAUGUGGCAUCUCUCCUUGAUCAGUACAGGCGAAGUCAUUCAGCAUGUCGAGUCAGAUGUGUACAUCGAGGUCCCUCACAUAGCUGACAGGGACCUUGCCCUCCGCGCAGGCACCAGCGCAACCCCAAUGGACCGCGUAGAGACUAAUGCGCGGGUUGAAAUCCUGAAGUACCUACGGGAGGCUGAGAAAGAAAUAAACAAGGCAUUCAUGGUCAUUGGGCAGAAGAACGCAUCGCUAUAUCCCCACAUGCGGGCGAAGCACCCAGACGAGUGGGGGUCCGUCAGUCUUUCAGAGGCUGCGAAGCUGGUGUACGAUUAUAGACCGGAGAGCUGGCCGACUCUUUUCGCAACGCAUAAAUAUAUCAUGGGUCGCCCUAUCGAGUUUGUGCCGCACAUGCAGUCUCAGAGACUUGCGCUCACGUACGACGUGCGGCCAGAAAACCAUGUUGUUAAACUGCAGAAAGUUGUGGAUACGGUGCGGCAAAGGAGUCCGGAACUGGAGGCGUUUAUCGAGAAAGCUCGGGGCCUUAUUCUUACUGCCAGAGAGAAGGCUAGCGAGUCGUGGGAUGAGCCUCCGAGCAGAGUUGUCGUAAAUGAUGUCACAUUUUCCACAGACAAUCGCACCAUCCUUGAUGUCUUGCACCUUGCAUUACGCAGGACGCGUAACACUUGUAUUGAUCCCUCUUCUGGAGUGGUCACAUCCAUCAUCAAGAGGAUUGGCUUGCAUGCUCAUAAGAUGGUGGACGACGUGUGUUCGCGGCAGUUCCUGAUAGAGAUGGGGGAGAUGGCCCCUUGGGAGGAUAUCGUGACCCAGAGGAAGGAGCUGAAUCUGGACCUGACUCCAGACGAGGAGUCGCAGCGUACCAGAGAUGAGCACGCUCUUGUCCAAAGGAGCCUGUCUUUGCUGCGACCCUCGCGGGCGAAGGGAAAGCAACCAUUAGGACCGGAAGACUUCUAUGAUCGUGAUCCCGUCGAGCAUUUGCGACACGACUUCGGAAGCUUACCAGUCUACGUGAUUGACGAUGUGAGCGCAGAAGAGCUGGACGACGGCUUGUCUGUGGAACCUGUUCUUAACGAGCCUGGUUCGGCUUGGAUGCACGUCCACAUUGCAGACCCUACUGUUAUCCUUCCACCGACUCAUAUUAUCUCAGAGGCAGCACGUCGAAUAGGCUCCUCCGCACACUUCAUCCACAAGACAUGGUCUAUGCUACCUCCCUCCCUUACCCACGACCAACUAAGUUUGGGCUCGCAUUCUCGGAAGGGAGAGCCUGAACCUGUCCUUACAUUCAGCUUCAAGAUAAACGCUGAAGGCAACAUGGUCGACUACGAUGUUAAAGCCGGUCUCAUUCGCAACGUCAAAAGAGUCGACUAUGAUAGUGUGGAUCGACUUCUGGGAAACGGAGGUGUUCAAUUUGGCUACCCAUUCGAAGCACCCCAAACCCCUGAAAUCUCCCAUGUACCUGUACUAGAAUCAAAAGAUGUGGAGAAUAUACGUCUCAUGGACAACUUGACGCGCAAGUUCCGACAGCGUAACCGCCAGACGCUAAAUCCAUUCAUAUUCUCAGCUCCAUCGAGUACUCUUGUGGUUACUGCAAAACCAAUCCACGGCGCUCCGACAACACCGACUUGGAACGCUUCGUAUUAUUGUGGCUUCCCUAACCUUACCUAUCAAGUGUACUCUCAGAAGACAAUGGAGCGUGGCUCGCGGUUGCUUGUUGCCAACUGCAUGAAAACAGCAUCUCGCGUUGCUUCACGGUGGUUCGCCGCAAAGGGAGUGCCGAUGUUGCGUCGUUCUGCACGGCCUCCGAUAGCCCUCGAGGACAACAGAGACAUUGAGAGGCUAAUUGCGAGAAUGUAUGAGGAUGGAUUUAGAUGGAGCGCCAUCCCCACCUAUUAG